Messenger RNA from Gallus gallus (chicken), 5326 nucleotides. RefSeq lists its product as uncharacterized. The coding region runs from base 3947 to 5215 and encodes 422 amino acids. Lineage: Eukaryota; Metazoa; Chordata; Aves; Galliformes; Phasianidae. The record is from RefSeq and is a predicted model, not a curated record. The transcript has 2 exons.
UGGCGCUGCCUUCGCCCCCACUGGCCCUGGAGCAGCGUGUCCCGUGCUGGAACUGCUAUCGAAACCACUCCUCCCCGCCGCCCGCUUCCGGAUGAGGCCACGACGCCGGGAAGGAAGAGGAGGGAGGGAGGCGAGGAAGGCAGCAGGACCCCUCACCUGCUCGCUCCCUUGACCCCGUAACGGGUUGGGACAGGUUGGGAAUUUGGGCACGGGGCCCAGAGUAUGGGGCCUCUCCUACCUGGGAAGAGCUGGCAAGCGGCCCCCAUGGAGCCCGGCGCUGUGCAAGGGGAUGAGGAAGGAAUGAGGAUGGUGCAAGAGCUGCUGUGCCAACGUCCGGAGCAGCUGGGAGGGCUCUGACAGCACCGCCGCCCUCUGCACACUGCCCCGUUUGUGGGGUGCAUCGGGGACCCCCCUCUACCUGAGCCCCUCCGCGGUCACACAGCAGCACACAGCCCCCAGCCCCACAGUAUGGCAUUGGGGGUGUUGGAUACUGAGGGCUGGAGGAGGAGAAGGAGGGAAGGGGGAGCGGUGGGGUGCUCUCCCUUCCCCCCUCCCCACCACAACGCAGCACCGCGGUCCCAGCAGCGGGGUGCUAUGGGGGCACUGCCACAUGGGCUGGUUUCCAUGCAGGAAACUGAGCACGGUGGGUGAAGCAGCAGGGCAAAGCCACAGACGCGCAGUUCCCCAAAGCCUCUGGCUCUGCAGACCGCAGGCACGGCACAGCUGCAGGCGGCAGCCGUGGGGCGAAUGUGUUCUUAUUGGGAAUUUCCCUCCCCAACCACCUCCUGCCCCAUAGCAGUUUCCCUAUAUGAAGGCAAGCUGGGUGUUGGCAUGGGGAGGGGUGACGCUGCCUCUGCUCCCAUAUGGAUCCCCAUCACUGGAAGCAGCAGCCUCUGGGGGUCCCCCACACAGUGCUUGGAGGGUCCCUGCUGGCUGCACCCCGCUGCACAGCCCCACAGUGGGGCACUGAAGUGUUCCCUGCUGACCCCCCCCCCCGAGGUGCAAUGCAGCCGCCGGACACAAGCCAAGCACCCCACAGCCGGGUGCUGAAGGACCCCUUUGCACCCUGAGAACUGGUGGAAAGAGUCAAGGGAACAGAAGGCUUCAGGGCAUGGCAACCCCCCCACUUAGGGGCCAGGAGCACUGAGGGCGCCGCUGUCCCCCUGUGCCACCAGCAGCACUCCCACGCACACAGAGCCAUCCAGGCAGCCCGACCCCAAGCAAUUCCAGUGCUGAACAUCACAGGGCCACUCCAACACAGGCCAACAUCACCCAGCAAAGGGCAGGGGGCAGCGGGUGGGCAAUAGGUGUCCCCCCACCAGCAGGAACGGGGACAGCAGCUCCGGGCAUCGCUCAGCUCCACGUGCACCUUUCGCUCUCCAUGCGCUCCCAAGGAGGUGCAAGUUUGGACAACCGCUGCGAUGCCUCUCCACGGCACAGCCCCACGGAGCGGGGUUCGCUUAUGCCAAAGCCAAAAAUGAACCCGACGCACCAAAAAGCAAGCAAGCAACCCCUCAACCCUCCCCUGCCCACCUUCAGCCCCGGACUCACAGGAGAGCUGGUUCAACAGCCUGCUGAGCCAUCCCAUGCUCCCGCGCCGAAGGCGAGCUCGUAGCUACGAAACGCCGGAGAGAAACAGGUUUCCCCCCCCCCCACUCCGCCUCCCCCCUUCCCCAAACCUCCCUCUUCAUUGGCACAGAGAGAAGCGAUAAAAGCUGACGGGAUUUAUUAAUAGCACCUCUCCCAUCACCAGGGAGCGAGCGGCGCUUUGGGAAACGGCUUCGAGCAGCGGCUGCAGGAGGCCAGAAGGCACCCAACUUACUUUUGGCCGAGGGCAGGAGGGUCCGAGAGCCGAAAGGGGGGGGGGGGCUCUGGGGGCUUCCAGCCGGUGUUGGGAUGGAGAAGGAGAAGUGGUGAGGAAGGAGCAGGGAGAGACUCCCAGGAGCGGUGCUGGGGGUGUCCUCCGAGCCGAAGGGUGGGUGGCAGCGGUCCCCACCGGCUCGGUUGCUGCAGGUGGUUGCUGCCAUCUGCAGGCUGGCCGACCUCAGCUGGAGGAGCGAAACCCUUCGGGUGACUGCCAGCGAGUUCAAGGAAUGCGGUUAUCGAUGGGCUUUGAAAGCCCGCCCCGUGUUUUUUUGACUUUUCGGGGGAGAAAAAUCCCUUUUCCCGUGCUCUGAGAGCUGCAGGGGAAAGGCAGAUCGCCCUCCGUGCAGCCCCCAGCGCCGGCUGCUCAGCAGUGCUGGGUGAUGGGGAUACCACGGGGGGUGGCACAGCGUGCCCCAAGGAGGGUUGUGGUACCCAGGUGGUUGUGGAGGGGCUGUCGCUAUAAGCGGUGGCACGGGUUGCCCAGAGAGGGGGUGGAUGUCCCUGCAGACAGCCAAGGUCAGGCUGGAUGGGGCUCUGAGCACUGAUAGAGCUGUGGGUGUCCCUGCUCAGUGCAGGCAGUCGGACCAGGUGGCCUUUAAGGGUCCCUUCCAACUCAAACCGUUCAGUGAUCCUAUGGCUCUGUGAUUAAUGUUGGGAAACACCUCAAAGAUCACCCACCACGCCCACCCCACCAUGCCCACCGACCACGUCCAUCAGUGCCACAUCUCCAUGGGUCUGGAACACCUCCAGGGACGCUCAUCCAUCCCCCACAAGGUAACCACUGACUUAUUUCUGCUCACCGACCCCAUUCAGCCCAUGCCUACAAACUCUGGGUUCUCCUCCCUCACCCAGCCCAGCUCACCUCCUCUUUGUACCUUGGGACAGCUGCUAUGGGCCCACCCUGCUCAAUCGAACUGAGGUCCUGCAUGGGCUUGGAGCGACCCCAAAUGCCCUUUUGGGGGAUGCCCUUUGGUCACAGCUGGCUCCCAGCCCAGGGAAAACACCCGCAGUUGGAAAGUGGUUCCCUGGGUGCCAGAUAGGACAUGAAGUCCCAUUGUGCUGCUGGUGGAGGAGCUGCUGGGGGGCACCCAGCCCACAGCAGGGGGUUGGUCCCGCAUGGCCAUUGAGGUCCCUUCCAACCCAACCAUUCAGUGAUUCUAAAACUGCUCCAGGAUGCCCCGGCAUCCACUUGGCUCCGGGCUGUGGGAACCGGUGGCAUCGCCUGUGCUGUUGCCAUGGGGUUGCCAUGGUAUUUGUCUCUGCUGUUGCCAUGCAGAAAGGAGGAGGUUGGGAAUGUGGGGUUGCUGCCAGGGCCACCAGCACGUCCCCGGGCCCUGCAGUGAGGAGUCAUGGGUCGGACUUGGCCCACAGCUCCCCAGGUCCUCCUCCUUGCACUUCUUGAAGCUAGGACUGACAUCACUUCUCCCAAGGAACACAAGCUCACCACUAGUAUAGCAGCAAAUAGAUUUAUGACUGAUUUCUUGCACGCACGUGGAUACACACAUAUCCAACGUGUCACCAGCGCACAGCACUGUAGAGGAAGAGGGCCACCAAAAGGACAAGGGCCUGGAGCAGGGUGACACAGUGCAGCACUGCCACUACUUCUGGGGCAGAGCAUGGAGGAGCACUGGGAGCAAGUGGGGAGCCCCCCAGCAGGUCAGUCUGCACAGGGCCCGUGCAUGAGGCACCCUUCUCCUUCUUGUGCACCAUCACCAGGGAUCAGGCCAGGUAAAGAUGGGUGGUAGCUGCCCCUGGGCUUCCCCUGCUGGGGGGUGACAGAGUGCACUGAUUGGGACUCAGGGCCACAGCAGCCAUUGUGUGUCUGAGGGAUGUCACCAUUGCGUCACAGACAUGGCCUUGUUUUGAGUGGCUCCAUGCUGUGGCCCUCUAUCAGAAGAGCAGCUGGGAGGAGGAGGUGGGUAGGAGCAGGGUGCACGUCAGUUGGCCUCCAAAAUCCCAGAGCCCAGACACCUUUCGGGCUGGUCGUGUCCAUUCCACCAUCACAGGGCUGUUGUUAAGAGCUGUGUGGUCAUGCUGGUGGCCACACACUUAAUAUGACUUCCAAGCAGAAGAUGAAGCUAUGGAUUCUGGCAAUCAUGACAAUCCUCCCAGCCCUCAGCAUCUGGGGUCGCUGGGGCCACAGGGUGUUCUGCAUCAUUAUUCUGCUGGGCAUAGCAGUGCUGGCCAUCCUCAUGGCCAGGAGGCAUCACAACAACGACAAGGUCCAUGCUUCCCAAGCAGUGCCCACCAAGGCUGGCACUCUCCACAAAGCCAAGCCUGCUUUGUGGAGCAGGGCACAUCAGCAAUGAAGAGCAAGCAGAUGGACAGGAGGACGGAGCAGAGUGGCAGGAAGGGGCCUGACCCCACAUUGCACACCUGGGAUGGGCUCUCCCCAUGUCCCCAAGAGCCCCUGAGGGCCAGAGCAUCCCAGCGCUGCCAGGGCAUUAUGACGGAAGACCUGAGUGAUGGUGCUGCUCCUUUCCUGCCCAACAGCAGAACCCGCCGUCCCACCAGGAGUUCCAAAUUCAGCUGGUUGAGGUCACAUCAAAAGCGACAGCACAGAAGCAGACUGCAAAGAAAAUCAGCCUCUGGAAGAAGCUUGCCAUGGGGGAGACAAGGAGGAACUUCGAGUCCAGCCGCCAGCUCAGAGCUCCAUGGGAACCUACCCUCCACUUCCAGCAUGGAGGACCUCUCCAGAUUCCUGAUGGAGUCUUUGGACACCACUCAAAUCUGCUUCGGCCUGCUGGCCAAAAUGGGAAAAAACAAUGACAGAGGUGCUCAAAGGGCACGCGGGGGCUACAGGAGCGAAUACCUCAUCUGCAUGCAGUGCUGUCAGUGCCUGGACAACAACUGCCCACACCACAGCAGCUCCUCAGCCGCCACGGCCACGCUGACUGCCUUGCUCUACUCCCUGGAUGUGGUGGUGCAGGAGGAGGAGGUGAAGCUGAAGGUUGGGUUGCUCUUUGAGCUGUCCAACGGUGGGAAGACGCUGCACACGUGGGGCAAAAACGUGUGGCUGCCCAAACGUUGUGGCAGUGAGGAACACUGCGAGGAGUGUGGGGAGCCUCUGCCCAGAAGUCUCAAGGAGUGGGGGAUGCAGCAAGGGGGGUCCCUUCUCACCACAGCCCCCGUGUGGCCCCUGCCCCCGUGGGCACAGCCAAUCCCUCCGGAUGCCCUGGAACGGCUGCGGAGAGCAGGGAUGGAGCCCAUGCCCCAGGUGGAGUACAGGGGCCUGGAGCAUUGCAGCACAGCGCAGUGCCUCCUGUGCUUAUGGUGGAGGAUGAAGAGCGGAGUGAAGAACCCGAAGAAAGUGGGGACAGCUGAGGGCAGCAGAGAGAUCAGCAUCUGAUGGCACUGUGGGAAGGGACCAGCUGCUGCCCGGCCCUCUGCUGCUUGAUUUUGAGUUCUCAGCUGCGGUGUAGGGAGCACCAGCAAUAAAGGGGACCGUGGCAUACUGUGA